Morus notabilis is the source of this 989-nucleotide messenger RNA. Its product is annotated as probable LRR receptor-like serine/threonine-protein kinase At1g53440. The transcript is spliced from 11 exons. The annotation marks the transcript as partial. The record is from RefSeq and is a predicted model, not a curated record. Gene Ontology annotation, molecular function: protein binding. Lineage: Eukaryota; Viridiplantae; Streptophyta; Magnoliopsida; Rosales; Moraceae.
ACAAUUUUACAGGGACAAUACCAGAAACAUUUGGAAAUUUAAAGAACUUAACCGAUUUUAGGAUAGAUGGUAGCAGAAUAUCAGGAAGGAUACCUAGUUUCAUUGGGAACUGGACCAAUCUUGGAAGGCUGGAUAUGCAAGGCACAUCCAUGGAGGGCCCUAUUCCUUCAACCAUAUCACUUUUGAGAAACUUAACUGAAUUGAGGAUUUCGGAUUUGAGCGGAUCAAGCUCAAGUUUCCCGGAUUUGCAGGACUUGAAUCUUUUGAAAAUAUUGAUAUUGAGGAAUUGCUUAAUUAGUGAUGAAAUUCCGUCCUACAUUGGAGAUUUGACAAGCUUGAAAACAUUAGACCUGAGUUUCAACAAAAUUACCGGUCAAAUUCCGCAGACAAUGCAGAGUAUCACUAAAAAUCUAGACUUCGUGUUUUUCACCAACAACUCGCUGACCGGAGAAGUACCAGAUUGGAUCAUGAAUACACAAAAUAAAUUUGAUUUGUCUUACAACAAUUUCACGAGGUCAUCUCAACUUAGUUGCUCGAGUUUGUCUGUGAAUCUAGUUUCUAGUUACUCAUCUUCAGAGGGCCAGUCAUGGUGCUUGAAGAAGGAUCUCCCUUGCUCCGGAAAACCACAACAUCAUUCUUUGUUUAUCAAUUGUGGAGGGACGAAAUUGGAACAUGACGGCAAUGAAUACGAGGAGGACCUAACCGAUGGGGGCGCUGCGCACUUCGUUUCUUCAGCAGAAAAAUGGGCAUAUAGUAGUACAGGGGUUUACAUGGGAAAAUCUGAUGCACCAUACAGAGCAACUUUUGCAAAUGAGACUAAACCGCAGUUUUAUCAAUCAGCCCGCCUUUCCCCUCUAUCACUCAAGUAUUAUGGCCUUUGCUUGCGUGAGGGCAGUUACAAAGUGCAGCUUCACUUUGCUGAAAUCAUGUAUUCUGAUAACCAGACAUUUACUAGUCUUGGCAGGCGCAUAUUCGAUGUCUCAAUUCAA